CGGAAGUGGUGAGCGUGGUCUUUUCGUGUUGUUGUUGUGGAGUUUAUGGCGUCAAAGAAGUUUAUGGUGACCGCCCGAACAUGGACUGCGGCCGAGGGAUGUUUUGCCCGUUUUGUGGCAAACACAUGAACAGCUUAACGCGGUUUUGCUUUACGUGUGGUCGGUGUUUUGAGUUUUUAAAGGACGCGGACCAGACGGAAACACCAGACAUACUGCAUCAUUGCGUUCAAUAUUUUAACGAGGGUCACUCGUACGCUGUAAUCGUGGACAUGAUGUCAAGUCUACACGGUGUAAACAUCAGCUUGAGGACUCUUAAAAGUAAACUGAACGAAGCCGGGUUGUACCGCAGAAAGGAUUAUUCCUCGCCAAACGCCGUGAGUAACGCCAUCAGAUUUGAACUUCGUGGACCUGGACAACUAUUUGGUUACCGCACGAUGUGGCAAGUACUUAAACAAAAGUACAAUCUUCGAGUGAAGAGAGAUGAUGUGAUGAAUUUGCUCCGGGAGCUUAAUCCUCGAGGGUGUGAGAGCAGAGCACGCAGAAGGUUUACAAGAAGAACCUACCACUCAAUGGGACCUAACUAUAUGUGACACGCAGAUGGUUAUGACAAACUUAAGCCAUUCGGUUUGGCCAUUUCGGGAUGCAUAGAUGGAUUUUCACGUAAAGUAUUGUGGCUUCAAUGUGGACCAACAAAUAAUAACCCAACAGUGAUUGCUCACUAUUUCAUGUCAUGUGUGCGAAACCUCGGUGUCAUCCCCAUGAGACUGAGGACUGAUUGUGGCACUGAGAACGGCAUAAUGGCUGCAAUUCAAUGUACCCUACGCCACCAUCACAGUGACUACUACUCUGGAGCGUCCAGCCACAUGUACGGCUCAUCUAUAAAUAACCAGCGUAUUGAGUCCUGGUGGUCUAUAUUUAGAAAGGGAAGGUCUCAGUUCUGGAUGGAGUUAUUUGCCGACCUUAGAGAUGCCGGAUACUUCAACGGGAGUCAUGAGCAUCAAUGCCUAUUGAGAUAUUGCUUUGGUGAUGUUAUUCAGAAGGACUUGGAUGAGUGUGUGAGACUGUGGAACAGCCACAGGAUUCGCCCUUCCAGAACAGCAGCAUGUCCAGGAGGAAUGCCCAAUGAACUCUACUACUUACCACACAGGUUUGGCUCCAGAGACUGCGGAUUUCAAAGUGAACAAGCUGAACUGGAUGCCCUUCCUGAGGCUAGCCUGUCAAUGACUCCUUGUGGGGACCCAAACAUGCAGGAGUACUUGGACUUUGCCAUGGAACACAAUCAGUUACAGAAGCCAGACAACUGGGAGUCUGCAUCCGAACUGUACAUGAAACUAAAAGAAAUGGCUCAGCUAUGAAAUGAUCAAAAAGGGAGGGUUUUUUGUAGUGGUGGAAUACUGCUGUCUGUCUGAACACAAUAUUUAUGAAUCUGUCACCCAAAGCUUAAUUGUUUUUAAGUGUGAAGUAAAUUAAUCAAAAAUAGUAA
Coregonus clupeaformis (lake whitefish) is the source of this 1483-nucleotide messenger RNA. RefSeq lists its product as uncharacterized. NCBI's taxonomy places the organism in Eukaryota, Metazoa, Chordata, Actinopteri, Salmoniformes, Salmonidae. The record is from RefSeq and is a predicted model, not a curated record. The coding region runs from base 726 to 1355 and encodes 209 amino acids. The transcript is spliced from 3 exons.